Molecule: messenger RNA, 1983 nt
Organism: Drosophila bipectinata
Lineage: Eukaryota; Metazoa; Arthropoda; Insecta; Diptera; Drosophilidae
Gene: AspRS
Product: aspartyl-tRNA synthetase
Biological process (GO): aspartyl-tRNA aminoacylation
Cellular component (GO): aminoacyl-tRNA synthetase multienzyme complex; cytoplasm; cytosol
Molecular function (GO): ATP binding; aspartate-tRNA ligase activity; RNA binding
Source: RefSeq, a predicted model, not a curated record
GAAAUGUACUAUAAAAUACCAGGCUGCAUCGAACUGCGCUGGCAUGCUGCAAUAGUCCACGACGCUCGUGAAAUCUUUUCGUUUGUGUAUUAAAAGGGCAACAGCUAACUGCCGUUUUUGUGCAUUCCAAGAUGGUCGAAGAAAAGGAGAACGUGCCUGUGGGAGAGCAGGUCUCCAAGAAGGGAGCCAAGAAGCAAGCCAAGGCCGCCAAGAAAGCCGAGCAGAAAGCGGAGAACGCAUCCGCUGCUGCUGCUCAAAAUGCAGGCGGCGAUGGUGCCGAAGAUCAUGCCGCCGGUCGCUAUGGUCUCUCGGAGAUGAUCCAGUCCAAGGACAAGCGCAGCGAGCGAAACUUUGUCCCAGUGCCGGAGCUCAGUGGACAGGUGGGCAAGGGACUGGUUUGGGUGCGAGGUCGCGUUCACACAUCGCGUGCCAAGGGAAAGCAAUGCUUCCUUAUCCUGCGCCAGCAGAGCAGCACGGUCCAGUGCAUCCUGGCAGUUGGCGAUAUCAUAUCCAAGCAGAUGGUGAAGUUUGCUGGAAAUAUCCCCAAGGAGAGCAUCAUCGAUAUUCAGGCCAAAGCUGUGGCUGUGGCCAGCAAGAUUGAAUCCUGCACGGAGCAAUCGCUGGAGUUGUCCGUCGAGCAAAUCUUUGUGAUUUCCCAAGCCAAGGCUCAGUUGCCACUGCAAAUCGAGGAUGCUUCCCGGCCAGAGAACGCCGAGGACGAUGGACUCAACAUUCGCGUCAACCAGGACACGCGUUUGGACAACCGAGUACUAGAUCUGAGAACUCCUGCCAACCAGGCCAUUUUCAGGCUGGAGGCUGGCGUGUGCCGUCUGUUCCGCGACAUUCUCACCGAGCAGGGCUUCACCGAGAUCCACACGCCCAAGAUCAUCUCGGCGGCCAGCGAGGGAGGUGCCAAUGUGUUCACUGUCAGCUACUUCAAGGACUCGGCCUACCUGGCGCAGUCACCGCAGCUGUACAAGCAGAUGGCCAUUGCUGCCGACUUCGAUAAGGUGUACACCGUGGGCGCCGUUUUCCGGGCGGAGGACUCCAACACGCAUCGGCACUUGACUGAGUUCGUGGGCCUCGAUCUCGAGAUGGCAUUCAAAUACCAUUAUCACGAGGUACUUCACACGAUCGGAAAUACGUUUACGGCCAUUUUCAAGGGACUGCGCGACAAGUAUGCACGCGAAAUCGAGUCUGUGGGCCAGCAGUACAAGGUGGACGCCUUCAAGUUCCUGGAGCCGCCACUGAUCCUUCAGUUCUCCGAAGGCGUGGCCAUGCUGCGCGAGGCUGGAGUGGAGACUGGCGAUGAAGAGGAUCUGUCGACGCCAAACGAAAAGCUGCUGGGUCGGUUAGUGAAGGCCAAAUACGAUACUGACUUCUACAUCCUGGACAAGUUCCCGCUGGCGAUACGACCCUUCUACACGAUGCCAGACCCGAACAACCCCGUUUACUCCAACUCGUACGAUAUGUUCAUGCGUGGCGAGGAGAUACUGUCCGGUGCGCAACGUAUCCACGAUCCCGAGUACUUAAUUGAGCGAGCCAAACAUCACGGAAUCGAUACAUCCAAGAUUGCCGCUUACAUCGAGUCCUUCCGCUACGGAUGUCCUCCCCAUGCUGGCGGCGGCAUCGGCAUGGAGCGUGUGGUUAUGCUGUAUCUGGGAUUGGACAACAUCCGCAAGACUUCAAUGUUCCCACGUGAUCCCAAGCGGUUAACGCCUUAAAAUGCGAAAUCGUUAAACAACUCUACUCUUUAGAUGUGAAUUAAAUUCGAUGAAACUUUCGUUUUACUUUCCCUGUGACUUUCCAAGCCUCCCAAUUCUCCUAAUUUAUGCGUACCACGUGUGUUUCCCCAUUUUCUUAAGACUUACAUGCCGCAGAGUUGUAAAACAACGAGAAAAACUGUAUGAGAAGACUGCAUAGAGUCAAAUCUAAUUGGAAAUCGUAAAAAAAAAAAUAAAUAUCAGCGUGUUUGUACUGUAA